Messenger RNA from Alosa sapidissima (American shad), 6458 nucleotides. RefSeq names its product protein tyrosine phosphatase receptor type Z1a (gene ptprz1a). The record is from RefSeq and is a predicted model, not a curated record. Bases 158 to 5524 code for a protein of 1788 amino acids. Gene Ontology annotation, molecular function: protein tyrosine phosphatase activity; protein binding. Lineage: Eukaryota; Metazoa; Chordata; Actinopteri; Clupeiformes; Clupeidae. The transcript is spliced from 30 exons. Gene Ontology annotation, biological process: peptidyl-tyrosine dephosphorylation.
GCAACGGGGCGAGAGUCGCCAGCGCAGUGUGGAGCGUGGUAACGUCAAAGGUUUAUCGGAAUGAGACAAAUGUAAACUAUUUCUCGCAGUGGGAGUGUUACCCCCUAUAACUUAAUUCAACCCAUCACCCAUUCUGCGAGUACAAAGUAGAGAGAACAUGGAGGUUACCAGCUUAAGGAACGUUCUUUGGUUUGGUCAGCUCUUGCUUCUCUGUCAAAUAGCUGACCUGGUGCAAGGAUAUGGCUUUAGAUCACAGAAAAAAUUCACAGAGAACAUAGACUGGUCUUAUGCAGGAACUCUGAACCAAAACAACUGGGCAAAGAAGUACCCAUCAUGCAACAAUGCCAAGCAGUCACCCAUUAACAUCGAUGAGAGCUUGGCACAGGUCAAAGUUCAGUUCCAAAAGCUAAACCUUCAGGAUUGGGAUCAGAUGACGUCCAGCAGGACAACCGUUAAGAACGACGGGAAGACUGUGGCCAUAGAAGUUGAUGGAAAUUUCCUCAUCAGUGGAGGAGGCCUGCGAUCCACAUUUAAAGUGGGGAGGAUCACCUUCCACUGGGGCCGAUGCAACGCCACCUCAGACGGCUCAGAGCACAGUCUAAAUGGCAUCAAGUUUCCCCUGGAGAUGCAGAUCUACAGCUAUGAGGAGGGGAGCUAUAAAUCCUUGGACCAGGCCCUGAGGGAAGGAGGCAGAAUCACCGCCUUGGCCGUCAUGUUUGAGACAAGUGUUGAAGACAACGACAACUAUGUGGCUAUAAUAGAAGGUGUCAACAGUGUUAGCCGCUAUGGUAAAAGUAGUGAGCUUAGCCCCUUCUCUCUGCUGGGCCUCCUGCCUAACUCCACAGAGAAGUACUUCAUUUACAACGGCUCUCUCACUACACCGCCCUGCUCAGAGACAGUAGAGUGGAUUGUCUUUAAAAACACCGUCGCCAUCUCUGACAUACAGCUGGAGGCCUUCUGUGAGGUGAUGACUAUGCAACAGGCGGGGUAUGUAAUGCUGAUGGACUACCUGCAAAACAACUUCAGAGAGCAGCAGGAGCAGUUCAUGGGACAGGUGUUCUCUUCUUACACUGGCACAGAGGAGGUGCCCACGCCCAUCUGCAGCUCAGAGCCCGAGAACGUCCAGGCGGAACCGCACAACUACACCAGCCUGCUGGUGAUCUGGGAGCGGCCGCGAGCUGUGUAUGAUGCCAACAUUGAGAGGUACUCUGUCACCUACCGCAUGACACAGAGGGAUGACACACCCGGCAUAGAGUACCUGACCGAUGGAGACCAGGAUGUGGGGGCGAUUCUCCAGGACCUGAUGGCCAACACCAGCUAUGUGAUACAGGUUGUGGCGGUGUGCACCAAUGGUCUAUACGGCCGCAUGAGCGACCAGCUGAUCGUGGACAUGCCUGUGGAUGACCCUGAGACAGACCCUGAUCCUGAUGAAUCAUUUGACUUUGAAGAGGACUACCAGCCCAACCCAUUUGGGGUCAAGCCCAGUGAUGUGCCUGUCAGAAUCAUUACAACCUCUCCCUCACUGACCACAACACCCAGUCAGGCCACCACCCCACAGCUCACUGGACUCAGUGUCCAAGGAGAGGGGCGCAGGGGCCAGAGCUCUCCAAAGCGACCCGACCUACAGCCCAUCCUCACCACCGCCCCACCAGCAGAGGGCAGUAGCAGCCCUGGAGACCCAGAGGUCCCCGUCGUUGAGAUCCUUAGUUCUAGCACGCGUGCUUACACUCCAGUGACCACAUCUACUUCCAACAUGUUUGAAGUUACGACUACAACUGCCACUGUGGACGUGAAAGAAGCGGCUGUCCCGGUUACUGCUUCCGGAGGAGGCAGCGGUCAGCACACCACAGUGAUUCCACUAGAGAUUCCAAUGGUGGUCACUCCCAUGUCCUCGUACCCUGAUGUCUCUCUCCGGCCCACUAGCCGUGGUGCAUAUCUCCCCACCACCACCACCACCACCACCACCACUGCUGCCUUCGGCCGCGUCCCCCUGAGGAGCACCCAGCCGGUGUUUAAUGGUGAGAGCCCAGCUCCUGCACUGCCCUCUCUGUGUGGCCCCUCGGCCCCCUCCCCCUGUCUGCAUGCCAGCCCUGUGUCUGCGCCGCCUCCCCCCAGUACUGUGCCAGUCUUGUCCAAGUCCCCUCCCAGUCAGGAGCUCCUGCAUGACCUCUCUGUGCUGCUGUCCCGUGACGCCACUGUCCCCUCCACCUCCACCACUGCCCACCCCCUCCUACCCUCCAACCCCUCCCCCCCUCCUUCUUCCCCCCCCGUGUCUCUCGGGUCAACAGGCCUGAUUUCCAGCUGUAGUUGUGGUGAUGACAGAGGUGGUGCUGUUAAGGAAGGGGAUGAUGUUUGUGGUGAGGCCAUGUCUCUGGGUUCCUCUACGCUGCUCCUGGGUGUUCCGCCGGUAACGUAUCACGAGACUCUCCCACUCCACACGUCACUCGACCCCUCUGCCGUGGGGGCGCAGUGGCCUGACUCAGACAGGCUUUCUCUUCUUCCCUCUUCGCCUCUGGCCACUGCAUUCGCACUGAGCUCUCUCACGUCCCUCCAGCCGUCCCUCCCACUGUCCAGUGACUCCCUGGCGGAGGCUGCGUCCCUCUCCGGCAGCCUGGGGGACUCGAUGGCGGAGUGGGCGGACUCGUCCGUGCUAGCCCUGCAUGCCCCCAGUGGGAGCCCUCUGCAUGCCUCCUCUCUCUUCCAGCUGCUCUCCAGCCUGCCUGCAGGCGGCGACUCGAGUGGCCCGCCGCUCUACUCCUCCACUAGUCUUCUAGAACCUUCUUCUCUGUCUUUCUCUUCGGCCUCCGGCGCUGAGCCCCAGCUGCUGUCUCUGUCCACUGCUGCUCCUCUCUGUGGCUCCCAGGCCUGUAGUGACCCGCUUGUUUCUGUUGCAGCCACCAGCCCUGUGUACAGCCAGACCCCCCCACCCCUGGGCGCCUCCUCCACACCUCCCACCCCCUCAGCCCCGCUCCCCCCCGCCUCGCCCUCUCAGGCUCUGGGCCCGGGGGCCCCGCUGGCCACGGAGGGGCCGCUGGAGAGCAGCGCUUCUGGCUGGGCCCCCGUGGACCAGGAGUGGGAGCGGGGCCAGGCCUCGGCCUCAGCCUCAGGUGAGGAGAGCACGCUUCCCUACCCCUUCCCCUCCGCACCUCCCUCCCCUGCCAGCGCCCACGAGGAGCCGGACGACAGCGACGACGGCCACUCCUCCUCGUUCUACUUCGAGAACGAGAGCGUGACCGAGAGUGCCAUCACCACGGUGAUGAGUGGGCAGGCUUGGGCCGCGGGGGUGGGGGACGAGGAGAGCGGCUCGGGGCAGGAGAGCCUGACCGACAGCGAGACGUCCUCGGAUUUCAGCAUUCCCGAGCGAAUCGAGAGGGACUCAGAGGAGGAGGAGGAGGAGCCAGUAGCAGAGGCCAGUAACAGUAGCCAUGAGUCUCGGGUGGCUUUGGCAGGCAGUUUGGAUCGCCAAAGGAAAGCAGUGGUGCCAUUGGCUGUGGUGUCCACCCUCACACUGGUUGGGUUAAUUGUACUUGUGGGCAUCCUCAUCUACUGGAGGAAGUGUUUUCAGACCGCUCAUUUUUACAUAGAAGACAGCACAUCACCAAGAGUUGUGUCCACACCACCUUCACCCUUAAUGACCCCCACAGAUGAGCACCAGGCACUCUCAGUGAAGGAUUUUGUCAAACAUGUAGAAGAGCUUCACAAUACAAAUUCUUUUUCUCGUGAAUUUGAGAUACUGAAAGAGUAUUUUGAGGAAGUCCAGGCAUGCUGUGUAGAUCUGGGAACAACGGCAGACAGCUCAACCCACCCAGACAACAGGAAUAAGAAUAGAUACAUCAACAUCAUAGCCUAUGACCACAGCCGUGUCAGAUUAUCACCUCAACCUGAUAAGGAUGGGAAGACUGCUGGGGAUUAUAUCAAUGCUAAUUUUGUGGAUGGGUUCAACAAGCCAAGAGUCUACAUUGCUGCUCAAGGCCCACUAAAGUCCAGUACGGAGGACUUCUGGAGGAUGGUAUGGGAGCAGAAUGUAGGGGUUAUUGUCAUGAUUACCAAUCUGGUGGAGAAGGGUCGGAGGAAGUGUGAUCAGUACUGGCCAGUGGAGAGUCAGGAGGAAUAUGGCUGUUUCUUGGUGACUGUGAAGAGCACCAAAGUCCUGGCCUACUACACAGUCAGAACCUUCACACUGAGGAACACAACCGUCAAGAAGGGUUCCCAGAGGGGCCGCUCCAAUGAGAGGGUGGUAGUACAGUACCAUUACACUCAGUGGCCUGACAUGGGAGUCCCCGAAUACUGCCUGCCUCUCCUCUCUUUUGUCCGAAGGUCUUCCCAGGCGUGGAGAAAGGACAUGGGGCCUGUGCUGGUGCACUGUAGUGCUGGGGUGGGAAGGACAGGAACGUACAUAGUCCUGGACAGCAUGCUGAAACAGAUCAAAGAGCAGGGGACUGUCAAUGUCAUGGGAUUCCUGAAACACAUCCGAACCCAAAGGAACUACUUGGUGCAGACUGAGGAGCAGUACGUGUUUAUUCAUGAUGCUCUGAUGGAGGCCAUCUGGAGCAAAGACACUGAGGUGCCCAGCAGCUGCAUCCAUAACUACGUCAACGAGCUCCUGACGCCCGGGCCCUCAGGCAAGACACAGCUCGAGAGGCAGUUUAAGCUGGUGAGCCAGUCAUGUGCCAAGCAGUGUGACUACACGACAGCCCUGAACCAGGGGAACAGGGAGAAAAACAGAAGCUCCUCUUUAAUCCCCAUUGAAAGAUCCAGAGUGUGUCUCAGUACAGCAGCUGGAGAAACUUCAGAGUACAUCAAUGCCUCGUAUAUCAUGGGGUAUCGCCGGAGCAAUGAAUUCAUUGUGACCCAGAAUCCCCUGCCUGCUACCGUAAAGGACUUCUGGAAGAUGAUUUGGGAUCAUAAUGCCCAGGUCAUCGUUACACUGCCCAAUAUGGUGAGCUUUACACAAGAAGCUGAGCCGUUCAUUUACUGGCCCCGCCGAGACCAACCAAUCAGUUAUGAUACAUUCACGGUCACCUUCAGGGGGGAGAACCAUGUCUGCUUGUCCAAUGAGGAGAUGCUUAUAGUGCAGGAGUACAGCCUGGAGGCCACGCAGGAUGAUUAUGUGGUGGAGGUGAAGCACUACAGUUGUCCUCACUGGCCCAACCCAGACAGCCCCAUCAGCAACACGUUGGAGCUGAUCAGCAUCGUGAGAGAGGAGAGCAACUCCAAAGAUGGCCCUGUGGUCGUGCAUGAUGAGUGUGGUGGUGUGACUGCCGGAACCUUCUGUGCGCUGUCUUCUCUGGUGAGACAGCAGGAAGCAGAGGAGUCUGUGGAUGUGUACCAGGUGGCCCGGAUGACCAACCUCAUGAGACCUGGUGUAUUCACUGAGAUUGAGCAGUACCAGUUUCUGUACAAAGCCAUCCUGAAUCUGGUGAGCACCCAGGACGACGAGAAGAUGCUCCAGUCUGCUGACAACAACGGGACAGUCCCAGGAGGCUUGGCCUGUGCUGCCGAGAGUCUGGAGUCCCUUGUGUAACCAUGGUAACCAGCCUACACUCCUGAGAUAGAUCUUUUUUUCUCCCCUCCCCCUGAAGCCCCCGUCCCUCAACCAACUUCCAUGACUGUGCUCCACAGAUGGAUGGGAAGCAGUCUUGGAGUGUGUGCCUUGUAUAUUUACCUUGUGCUUGUAAUGGCCGAUACAUUUUUUUUUGUUACAAAAGACUAAACCCCCCAAAACGUGAUGUUUUUCCUGUUAACUUCUUACUAACUAUUUCUAGAUUUUCACACUUACUGGCUUUCAUCUUAAUAAAAAAGGGAAAACAGGAUUUUUACAGAGAAUUAUUUUGUUAGUCUAUUUUGUAGUGACCACGGAUGAGCCACAGCUUUUUCACACAAAAAAUUGUAAAUACAAAGUGGUUAUGUUGCUUUAUGUUUGAAAGUGGAUUAAGAUAAGGAGGAAUAAUGUUCUAAUAUGUAAAUAGUACCAUAGAAACCAAUAAACGGACCAAAUUUCUAUUUAUAUGUUAGAUUUUUAUAUUUUACGACUGUAAAACCUCUAGUGAUUUGCCAUAUGGUGAAGUUCUAAUACUUUAGUUGAAAUCAUUUGAACUAUGUUGACAUGUUUCUGACAUUACAAGAUUUUGUACUUUGUUUAAGACUUGACAUGGUGUACUGACACUUAGUUCUAUGUCAAUACAAUGGCACUGCCUAUGAAAUGUGGCAGAUAGGUAGAAUUAAACAAACAAAAAAAGAAAGAAAGAAAAAUAAAAACAAAACCAGCUAUGGCUUGGCUGUCUUUUUUAUAUAUUUCUAACACACACAACAAAUAUGAAACAUGAACAGCUAUGGAAACAUCGAUGGUGAAAGUAAUGAAAAAUGUAACAUUUUUGUAACGUAACAUUUUGCAUGUUUCAACCCCCCUCAAAAGAACCCUAAAAUCAUAAUAAACAGACUUCCUUGCUUUGCAUUCA